AUGGCAGUGAAUCCUAGGGUUUUGAAGGCAGGGCUGGGGAUAAUGGCAGUGUGCUUGGCAGGAUACAUAAUUGGCCCACCUCUAUAUUGGCACUUCGUGGAAGGAUUAGCUUCCGUAAGCCGCUCAUCCUCUUCUUGUGCUCCGUGCAUUUGUGACUGUGAUUCUGAGUCACUUCCUUCCAUCCCCAUAGCUCUGAGUAAUAUUUCCUUUGCAGAUUGUGCAAAGCAUGAUCCGGAUGUUAGUGAAGACACGCAGAAGAACUUUGCUGAGCUAUUGUCCGAGGAACUAAAGCUGCGAGAAUCCGAAGCAUCGGAAAAUCAACAGCGUUCCGACGUGGCACUGCUCGAGGCCAAGAAGAUGACAUCCCAAUAUCAGAAAGAGGCAGACAAAUGCAAUUCCGGGAUGGAAACAUGCGAAGAGGCUAGAGAAAAGGCCGAAGCUUCUUUAUUGGCACAGAAGAGACUGACUGCUGUAUGGGAGCUUAGGGCACAACAGAGAGGAUGGAAAGAGGGAGUUGCCAAGUCUCGCGGGAAUGUACAGGCUAUAUAA
Molecule: messenger RNA, 549 nt
Organism: Fraxinus pennsylvanica
Lineage: Eukaryota; Viridiplantae; Streptophyta; Magnoliopsida; Lamiales; Oleaceae
Source: the annotation of a GenBank genome assembly